Daphnia carinata is the source of this 4023-nucleotide messenger RNA. RefSeq names its product transient-receptor-potential-like protein. The record is from RefSeq and is a predicted model, not a curated record. Gene Ontology annotation, cellular component: cation channel complex; membrane. Gene Ontology annotation, biological process: regulation of cytosolic calcium ion concentration; manganese ion transport; calcium ion transmembrane transport. Bases 58 to 3810 code for a protein of 1250 amino acids. The transcript has 23 exons. Gene Ontology annotation, molecular function: inositol 1,4,5 trisphosphate binding; protein binding; store-operated calcium channel activity. NCBI's taxonomy places the organism in Eukaryota, Metazoa, Arthropoda, Branchiopoda, Diplostraca, Daphniidae.
UAUAAGAAGUCAAAACAUUACGUCCUCCAACCCAGUGAGAAUUUUUCCGCCCAAAAAAUGGAGAAACCUCCUAACGACAUGGUUCCGCAGUUCGACAGUGUUGAAGAGGGAUGCAUCCGUACGGAAAGCUUUCGCGAUCUCAAGAUGCCGAUCCUUCCGAAGUCGUUAACCCUUGAAGAAAAAAAGUUCUUACUGGCAGUCGAACGAGGGGAUUUGGCAACAGUUAAAAGAAUAAUCCACCGUGUUAAGCGAGGAUUUUAUGGGAAUUCCAUUAACCUGGAUUGCAUGGACCCACUAGGAAGAGGUGCCCUGCUAAUGGCGAUCGAUAACGAAAAUCUGCAGAUGGUAGAAUUGCUCGUCGUGAUGGGAGUCGCCACCCGAGAUGCAUUGCUUCAUGCUAUCGAUAAGGAGUUUGUUGAGGCAGUGGAACUUCUUCUGGAACACGAGGAGCUCAUCCAUAAGGAAGGAGAACCCUACAGCUGGGAGAACGUGGAUCGCACGACCUCCUCAUUCACCCCUGAUAUAACACCGCUGAUUCUGGCGGCGCAUCGUAACAAUUACGAGAUUCUCAAGAUAUUACUGGAUCGUGGGGCAACUGUACCUAUUCCGCACGACGUUCAGUGCGGUUGCAGCGAUUGUAUCCGAGGAGUGCUGGAAGAUUCGUUGCGCCAUUCCAUGUCGAGAAUCAACGCAUACCGUGCUCUGUCGAGUCCUUCGUUGAUUGCUCUGUCGUCUAACGAUCCUAUUCUAAGCGCGUUCGAACUUAGCGGCGAACUGAAGAGAUUGGCUUACAUGGAGACAGAAUUUCGUCAGGAAUAUAUGGACUUAAGGCGUCAGUGCCAACAGUUUGCUUGCGAUUUAUUGAGCCACACGCGCAGCUCCAGCGAAUUGGCGUUUCUCUUGAAUCACGAUCCCAGCAACACUGCGCGUCGUAGUUCAUCAACCGACGAUUACCAAGAGUUGAAACUAACACGACUCGAAUUGGCAAUCGAGCAAAAACAAAAAAAGUUUGUUGCCCAUCCGAAUAUCCAACAGCUGCUCGCUGCCAUUUGGUAUGAGGGUUUGCCCGGUUUUCGUCGCAAAUCUGCUUUAGACAAGGUGGCCGAAAUAACUCUAGUCGCUCUACUUUUCCCUCUCUAUUGCGGGUUGUAUAUGAUUGCUCCACUAUCCUCUUAUGCGCAGCUGAUGCAGAAACCUUUCAUGAAAUUCUUAAUCCAUGCCUCUUCCUACCUCUUUUUUCUCUUUCUGCUGAUUUUGGUAUCACAACGAUUUGACGUGCUGGUCAUUCAACUUCUUGGAACGGAGGCGAUGCGUAGAGACCUGGAGGAUCAACUGAGACGACAGCGAGGCAAUGGGCCCACAUUUCUCGAAUGUUUUGUCGCAGUUUACGUCUUGGGAUACGUCUACGAAGAGAUUUACGAAAUGUGGAAAACUGGUGUCGGGCGCUACAUAAGAAACCUGUGGAACGUGAUCGACGUUUGCCGUGACUUGUCAUAUCUUUUGGCAAUGGGCCUGAGAGUGGUUGCGUAUAUUCAACAACAGCAGGAGAUUGAAGAAAAUCCAGCAGCAGCUUACAUACCUCGAGAGGAAUGGGAUGACUUUGAUCCCCAACUGGUUGCCGAAGGAGUAUUCGCCAUGGCAAAUAUUUUUAGCGCCCUCAAGUUGGUGCAUCUCUUCUCCAUUAACCCGUAUCUGGGUCCUCUACAAAUUUCUUUAGGACGCAUGGUGAUUGACAUCGUCAAGUUCUUCUUCAUCUACACACUGGUCUUGUUUGCCUUCGCCUGUGGAAUGAAUCAGUUACUGUGGUACUUCUCGGAUUUGGAGAAAAAGAAGUGUUAUACAUUACCCGGUGGAUUGCCGGAUUGGAACAAGAAUCCUGAUGCUUGUGCUAAAUGGCGACGAUUUGCUAAUUUGUUCGAGUCUUCGCAAUCUCUGUUUUGGGCCAGUUUUGGCUUAGUAGACUUGGGCAACUUUGAAUUGGCCGGUGUCAAGAGUUACACCCGUUUCUGGGGCAUGUUGAUUUUCGGAGCUUACUCCGUAAUCAACGUGGUGGUGUUGUUGAAUCUCCUCAUCGCCAUGAUGUCUAAUUCUUACUCGCUGAUCACGGUAUGUUCAUUAUGUAAUAUUGCUAUACUCGUGUGCCCUACAAUUCUUUUGUUCUUUUAUUUCCAGGAACACUCAGACACAGAAUGGAAAUUCGCUCGUUCAAAAUUAUGGAUGAGCUACUUCGACGCAACUGGCCACACACUUCCUCCGCCAUUCAACCUUUUACCAACUCCCAAGAAGAUAAUGCGACUCUUCUGUCGUAAAUCGAACGCAUCGAACCCCAAGCUUCGCCGUACUUCGACGAAGGGACGACAUGCAUCUGAGAGGGAUUACUGUUAUACGGCGGUGAUGCGUUCACUCGUUUGGCGCUAUGUGACGGCAAUGCAUCGACAACAAGAAAUGUCUCAAGUUACCGAAGAUGAUGUCAAUGAGGUCAAAGGUGACAUUUCAACGUUACGAUUUGAACUGCUGGACGUCUUCAAGAAUAAUGGAAUGGACAUUUCAUCGGCUAACAAAAACACCAAAGCUGCACUGGGUCGCAAGAUGAGGAUUUGGGAGCGACGAUUGCUCAGAGAUUUUCACGUGGUGUCCGUGGCCGGAGCGGAUGAGGAAGUCGAUCAAGAGUCGCCCAGCACCGAUGGUAUGGGAAUCACGAGAUCAUUAUCAUCUGGAGGGAAUGAAGCAAAGGUCAACGGUGCCGACAGAUUCCGAAAAUUGGCGAGCGUCGCUGUUGCCAUGAAUGCUGCUGGGUUAACACAAGGCAUAACAGCUGGGCAAGGACGCACCAUCAAACCACUGUCCCAAAUUGGCCGGUCGAUGAGUAACGAGUCAUUCAAAAGUUCUCAGAACCUACGUAAAGCGAUGGAGGAAGCGCAACGUCUAACAGUGGUGGCGCCCACGCCAGAACCCUCUCCGCAACAUGGCAAGUAUUCGCCGGAUAUGGCUCUCGUGGCCGAUUCCGGGUCCAGUGUUCUACAGCUACUCCGUAGCAUGUCUGAACAAGAAGAUGAAGAAGAAGAAGAUUGUGAAGACAACGAACAGAAGCCAAAAGAGUUUAAGUUUUUCUCAGCCAACAAAAAGGUUAAUCAAUUUCCAACGCCGACUGUAACCGUGUCGCAAACUUCAUCAUCCCAUCCGGGCAAACAGAAUGAAGUGAAAGGAUCCUCAUCAAUUAUGGAAUCCAACUCAAAACAGCUUCGUUCCAUCAAGAAAGCCCCUUCGCCUCCAUUACCUGAUACGAAAUCAAGCAACACAGCCAGCGCUAUCGAAACACCCAACAGCCAGAGCAUCACUGCAUUGCUAACGAAAAUGGAGACAAAGCCUCUACAGAGCAAUGGCCUCUCUGAAAACAAAGUUACCGUCGAGUCAGAGGUCCAACGGCUCGAUACGAACCCUACAAACGUUGGCGCAAGCGGGCCAACGCUAUCAGCUGUCAACAAAGAAUCGAGCGUUCCAAUGACAGGACAAGACAUCUCUUAUGCAACAACGGUAUCGAACGCGGAAGCAACUCUGACCGAUGAUACGCCACCUAGUAACUGCGCUAACGCUGCUACUAAAUCUGUGCCCGUUACGCUUCCUAAAGAGCAGCCUCCAAUCGUUAUGCCAGAUCCUGUUGUUGCUGAUCGCAAGUUGGUCAUUCAAAGUCAGAAUGCGUCAGCGAUGCCUAGUACUGGGGUGCAACCGAAUUCACCGAAUGCGGAAGAGAAAAAAAACCCUGCUGACGCAAAGACGGUCAAGCGUGAAAACAGCAAAGGCUGGUUUUAAAAGUAAAAGGAUGCAUUAUCGAUUUUUACGCAACGCUGGACGUAUAUUAAAAUCGUUGCAUAUUCUAUGCUUCAAGUAAUUCUAUAUAGAGGAAACAGUGCUAACCAAUUAUGAGUAUAACCACCCAAGUAUAACGCGCUGAUGCUGUGAUAUCGUUCUUAUAAAUGAACAUCAUAUCACUGAGUCGGUCAAUAAAAAGACAUUAACUACAAA